CGAGACGAUGGAGACGCUGAGGAACUGCACYGUGGAGGAGCUCCGGGAGCUGCAGGAUAACGCGGAGGAGAUCGAGCGCCUGGCCUUGGACUCUCGGGAGGUUCAGGAGCUGCAGCUGGAAAGGGAGAUGGCCCUUGCUGCCAAUCGCAGCCUGGCCGAGCAGAACCUGAAGUUCCAGGCGCCGCUGGAAACGGGCCGCACCGACCUCUCCAACAAGUACGAGGAGCUGCAGAGGCUGGCUGAGCGCUGCAAGGAGCAGAAGGCCAAACUGGAGAAUUUUGCAGCAGCRUUGCAUCCUCAGGCCUUGCUGGAUCUUCUGCAGGUGGAAAGUCAGAAAAUCGAAGAAGAGUCGGAGAAUAUGGCUGAGAAGUUCCUGGAGGGUGAGGUGCCGCUGGAGACGUUUCUGGAGCAGUUCUCCGUUAUGAGGAAGUUGUCCCACUUGCGCCGGGUCCGAGUCGAAAAGCUUCAGGAGCUCCUGAAGAAGCCAGAAGCGCCGCAGGAGCCGAGCAGAGACUCUCAGCAGCGUCUACCUCCUCCCGUGCCCGCGGAGCAGCCGCAGCCCUUCCCGCCCGGCGCUGCCCCCUUCCCCUUGCCCUACAGCCCGGCGCCGGGCCAGCCGGCGGGCCCCACGGCGCACGGAGCGCUGCCCGCCGCUCCGUUCUCCGGAGCGCCGCUCGCCGUGCCGCACGUGGCCUCCUCGCAGCCCGGCGGCCAGCCCGCCUUUCCCUAUAAGCCUCCCGCGGGUGCCGGCUACCCGGCGCUGCCUGCCGAGCUGGCCCCGGGCUAUCCCAAGCCCCUGAGCGGAGGCUCCUCUUCWGCACCCGGAUACCCUUGGUCGCCGUCCAGAGGCCCCCCUGCUGCCCCCCCGGCCUCGCAGCCCUCUCCUCCGCCCCCGAGGCCGGGCUACCCCCCGUACUUCUCUCCCGCGGCGGGGAGACCUCAGUGCCCGUACCCAACGCAGCCGCCGCUCCCGGGUUUCCCAAUCCCUCCCCAGCCUCCCUAUCCGUCUGGGCCGCCGCCUCCCUUUGGCUACCCGCCRCCUCCGAACCCGCAGCGCCCUGCUUGGCCUGGCUACUAAAUCCGGACUCUCGAGGCUCCUCCUGCUCCUGGACGGAGGA
This is a messenger RNA of Nothoprocta perdicaria, 1118 nucleotides long. RefSeq names its product VPS37C, ESCRT-I subunit (gene VPS37C). The transcript has 4 exons. Gene Ontology annotation, biological process: ubiquitin-dependent protein catabolic process via the multivesicular body sorting pathway; protein targeting to vacuole; protein targeting to membrane. Bases 8 to 1078 code for a protein of 356 amino acids. The record is from RefSeq and is a predicted model, not a curated record. NCBI's taxonomy places the organism in Eukaryota, Metazoa, Chordata, Aves, Tinamiformes, Tinamidae. Gene Ontology annotation, cellular component: ESCRT I complex.